This is a messenger RNA of Adineta steineri, 1467 nucleotides long. The record is from the annotation of a GenBank genome assembly. Lineage: Eukaryota; Metazoa; Rotifera; Eurotatoria; Adinetida; Adinetidae.
AUGUUUGAUAAAUCACAUUUUAAAACUCGAUCAUUUGAUAUUUUACCUAUUGUUCGAAAUUUUUUCAAACAACCAACAGGCGAACGUAAUAUAACCAAUAUUGAUAAGAUUCGAAGAUGUUUAGCUGAUAUCAAACCAUUUUCACGGUUAGCAAUUCCAUUACAAAAUCACAUAUUACAAGAAGCAUGGUAUGAAUGCUAUACCGAAGGACGUACUAUUAUUCGACAAGGUGAUUGUGCUGCUUGUUUCUAUAUUAUUUUAUCGGGUUCAGCAUGUGUAAUAUAUAAAAGAAUAACAGACGAUCAUAUACAAAUAAUAGAUAUCCUAAAACGAGGAUGCACAUUCGGCGAAAAAGGAUUAAUGACAAAUUCACGGCAAAUAUUUACGAUAACAUCUAAGACAAAACUUGAAUUGUUGGUCCUUUGGAAAGAUGAUUUCAAAGCAAUUUAUAUGGGGAACGAUCGAUAUUGUAGUGCAGAUGAUUUAAAAUUUCUUAAAACUAAUGUACCAUUUCUUCGUAAUUUUCCAAUCGAUCGUCUCAAUGAAUUUCCACAUGCAAUUCAACACUGUAAUUUUAGACUAUCGGAAGUGAUUACUCGAGAUAGUCGUCGUAUGAAACAUAUAUUUAUUGUGAAAACAGGUUCACUUGAAAUAUGGAAACGUCUUGAUCCUGAUGGUGCUAUAUCGCAAUUAAAUAAACAUGAUUUUGAACAAAUACAAAAUGAAAAAAUGAAUGAUGCAAAUGAAAAUGAUGAUAAUAAUAGUAUGGAAGAAAUAGGAGAUAAUAAUACAUUAUUUUCAGAAGUUCAACUUAGCGGUGAUAUUGAUGCAUCAGGAUUAGAUGAAACAACACUUGAUACAGAUUUACGUAUUAGUCGUUUACGAAAUUCAGCCACUACUGAUCGAAAAAAAUCAUCUAUUUCAUUGACACGAUCAAAUAAUAUUGUUGACAUUGAAAAACAAUUUCCUGGUGUGGCUGAUAAACGAGAUCGAUUACCAUUGAUUGAUUAUGAUCAAUUAGUAAUAAAUAAUCCGAAUAGUCAUCCAAAACUAUCACUGACACUUAAUGAACCACCUAAACGUAGUCAAUCGAUGAUAAAUAAAAAAUCAAAAUUAAUUCUACCAGACAAAAUGAUUUAUGUACAUGUUAAAACAUUAAAUGAAACUCAAUAUUUUGGUGUAGCAGAUAUGCUUUUUCCAAAUCAACCAUGUUUAACAUUAAUUAGUAAUGAAUGUGAAUGUCUUCUUUUACUUAAAUCAUCAUUUGUACGUAUUGCACCAGAUCAAUAUAAACAAAAUAUUCGUCGAGCUGAAAUUCCAUUACCAACAGAUGCAAUUUUUUAUCAAUCAUAUCAUGCUAAUGAAGUAUGGAAACGUUAUUCUAAAAAGAUUUAUAAAAAAACACAUAAGAAAAUACUUGAACAACAACCACGAUCAAAACAAAUAACAGAAAACAAAGGAAUUUAA